AUGCCAAGAUCUUUUCGUACAGGUACGCCAUUGCCAAUUGACACGGAGAUAGAGAAGACUGCAAAGAAGCUAAGGAAGCAAGCCAAGCUUCGUAAGAAGCAACCGGGUUCCGGGACUUCUUCAUCAUCUACUCCCCCGGUCAUCAACAUUUGGGAGGACAUACCCCUCUCAAGUGUAUCCACAUCAGAAACAGAAAGUCUCUCACUCUCAUCACAACCAUCCUCACCCAACAAUACCACUUCACCUUCUUCACCUGUUCAUAAUAUCCUAAACACUUCGCCUACAGAAACAUCACCCACUUCUCAAGCCAUGGCAGACAUCCCUGGAGGAAAUCCACCUCCAAACCCACCACCCGAACAAACCCUCCGCCAAUGGUCAAGACAAGAGGUUACUCAACAACCUCUUUGUAUCACGUAUCCAGCUGCCACAAACCUUGAACUAAAAUCCGGGCUUAUUCACUUACUCCCAACUUUUAGAGGAUUGGAGAAAGAAGAUCCUCACAAGUACAAAGCCGAAGAACUUGCAAAGGAGUGCGGUACAAACGAGGAGGUGCUGGAGAUUUUGAAAUUCAAGGAUGAUAAGCACGUGUGGAUUGAUGGAAGAGAAGUAGAGUCACCCACCACUAAAGCCAAAUUCCUUCCACCGGUGGAACAAGCACAAGAUUCGAGAGCAACAACUCCACUGGGCCCUAUAAAGCAAAUACAUGUCAAGAAGGAGAGCACUCAACUGGUCAUCAACUCAAAUAAAUUAUCAAAGAAGGAAGAGACUACAUCUUCCAAAAGACCAAGACAAACCAAAUCAUCCGCCCGCCGUCGGAAGCCUAGAUCUCCAUCACCUCCAUCCAGAUCUCCCUCACCUCCAUCUAGGUCCCCAACACCCCCAGCCGACCCGUCUCAUUUUGGUGUCGUAUGUCUUGGCCCAGUUCAACAAGGCAAACUUGAGUCAUUCCUUAAACGAGGUCAUGCCAUCCAAAAAUUCACGCAUGUUCCAACUUUGAAAGAGUUGCAUGUUUACAAUCAAGUCAAAACCCUGUUUCGCAACAUAGGGUGGCACGGCUUGUUGAGGGUCCAUGAAUUGAGCUAUAAAGUCCCAACUGCUGAGUUUCUAUCCUCAGUUUAUUUAGAUCAUGGGAUCCUCUACUUCCGUCUAAUGAAUCAAGACUAUGAGCUCUCCUUGGAUCAAAUCAAUGCCAUUCUCACCCAAUUACAUACAUAUGUCUCUAGCGCUGCUAAAGCCUCAUCACUUAUCCAUCCUGUGAUUAAGGUAGCUCACAGAAUCAUUACUUCGCUCGUCGCCCCUAGAGAGGAGCGAAGCACCAUUAGCGCGCUGGAACUUAAAAUCCUUUAUGCAAUGACCCAUCCCGAGAAUAACCUCAUUCCUCAUUAUGGUCGGUUUCUGUGCCACAAGCUCAUCCGCCUUAGCGCAUCCCGAUCAGGAAAGAUUGUUUGCGGGGGUAUUGUCAGCAUGCUCGCCAAGAGCGCCCACAUCCGAGCCCCAUACCCCAGUCCCCACCAGCCACUGCCGGGUGAGCCUUAUCUCACCACCGCUAUCCUUGAGUCCAUGCGACUCUUCCGCUCGGCAGGCGAUGGUACACACCACUGGACCGUGGGUCAAAAUCAUGAUCCCAAGCUCCUCAUCACACCAGAAAAUAAAGGCAUUCUUGAUUUCCGAAAUCCCAUUCAUAUGACUGAUUGGCAAAUCAUUCCAUACAUCUUCCCCCACUCUUAUUCCACCGAGGUCGAUGAGCAAAGCGAAAAAAACAAGGAAGAAGGUGAUGAUGAUGAAGAAGAGGAGGAGCCUCACCAUGCUUCUCCCACCGGUGGUGGCAGCUCAUCCCAUUUUGCUGCACCCCCGCCUUAUCAUCAACAAUAUAUGGACGAAUUCCAAUCAAUCCAUACCCGCCUCGACACCUAUCAGCAGGAUAUUACCAGCCUGACCCAGAAUUUUUCCACCUUCACCACCCAGUACGCUCGGGAUCAAGAGCGUCAACGCAAACAUGAGGAGGACUUCUGGGCUUGGACCGAAACCCCAGCUACUAUCCUCCUCCUCACCUCCGUUUUAGGUACGCCAUUGCCAAUUGACACGGAGAUAGAGAAGACUGCAAAGAAGCUAAGGAAGCAAGCCAAGCUUCGUAAGAAGCAACCGGGUUCCGGGACUUCUUCAUCAUCUACUCCCCCGGUCAUCAACAUUUGGGAGGACAUACCCCUCUCAAGUGUAUCCACAUCAGAAACAGAAAGUCUCUCACUCUCAUCACAACCAUCCUCACCCAACAAUACCACUUCACCUUCUUCACCUGUUCAUAAUAUCCUAAACACUUCGCCUACAGAAACAUCACCCACUUCUCAAGCCAUGGCAGACAUCCCUGGAGGAAAUCCACCUCCAAACCCACCACCCGAACAAACCCUCCGCCAAUGGUCAAGACAAGAGGUUACUCAACAACCUCUUUGUAUCACGUAUCCAGCUGCCACAAACCUUGAACUAAAAUCCGGGCUUAUUCACUUACUCCCAACUUUUAGAGGAUUGGAGAAAGAAGAUCCUCACAAGUACAAAGCCGAAGAACUUGCAAAGGAGUGCGGUACAAACGAGGAGGUGCUGGAGAUUUUGAAAUUCAAGGAUGAUAAGCACGUGUGGAUUGAUGGAAGAGAAGUAGAGUCACCCACCACUAAAGCCAAAUUCCUUCCACCGGUGGAACAAGCACAAGAUUCGAGAGCAAAAACUCCACUGGGCCCUAUAAAGAAAAUACAUGUCAAGAAGGAGAGCACUCAACCGGUCAUCAACUCAAAUAAAUUAUCAAAGAAGGAAGAGAUUCAACAAGGCAAACUUGAGUCAUUCCUUAAACGAGGUCAUGCCAUCCAAAAAUUCACGCAUGUUCCAACUUUGAAAGAGUUGCAUGUUUACAAUCAAGUCAAAACCCUGUUUCGCAACAUAGGGUGGCACGGCUUGUUGAGGGUCCAUGAAUUGAGCUAUAAAGUCCCAACUGCUGAGUUUCUAUCCUCAGUUUAUUUAGAUCAUGGGAUCCUCUACUUCCGUCUAAUGAAUCAAGACUAUGAGCUCUCCUUGGAUCAAAUCAAUGCCAUUGUGGGGGCCCCAACGGAAAACACAUUUUGCCCCACUGAUCCAAUCCAAGGAUACUAUGACAUGACUUGGUGGACCCAGCUCACCCAAUUACAUACAUAUGUCUCUAGCGCUGCUAAAGCCUCAUCACUUAUCCAUCCUGUGAUUAAGGUAGCUCACAGAAUCAUUACUUCGCUCGUCCCCCUAGAGAGGAGCGAAGCACCAUUAGCGCGCUGGAACUUAAAAUCCUUUAUGCAAUGA
This is a messenger RNA of Lactuca saligna, 3315 nucleotides long. NCBI's taxonomy places the organism in Eukaryota, Viridiplantae, Streptophyta, Magnoliopsida, Asterales, Asteraceae. The record is from the annotation of a GenBank genome assembly.